This is a messenger RNA of Sclerotinia trifoliorum, 1442 nucleotides long. Lineage: Eukaryota; Fungi; Ascomycota; Leotiomycetes; Helotiales; Sclerotiniaceae. The record is from the annotation of a GenBank genome assembly.
CUAACGAAGCUUUAACAACCGGGAACUCAACCCCAAUACCUUCCACUUGUACGUCCAAGUCAAUUGAGCGAUGGCUUCCAGAGUAUUAUUGCGGCAGGUCAGUAAAUUUAAUCCCAAGAAAGCAUACUUAACUGACAUUUCAAAGCGCAUUGCGCCUGUAGCAACUGGCGCAGCCUUGGUCGGAAUGGCUCUAUAUCCCCAGAGACCAUUACAUGCGGAAGCACCAGAUGUACGCAGCAACGUCCAUACCUUUUGUCGUAUCUUUCACUAAUUCGCGCAUUAUCUGUAGAGUAGAAAACCUAUCUAUGAUGACUCCGAGGACCUCCCUCCCCAAUCCACUCCAACUAUACCAUCAACUAAAUCCACGAACCCCGCGUCGAAGGAAACAUUGAGGAAACGUACUGGUCCAACGCCUACCGACAGACUCGCCGUACAAAUUGGAAAAAGUCGGCUAUUUCUGUAUGCACACGUUGUCGCGGCGGAGAACAAACUGAAUUCUAUGAUGGACUCUGUCCUUCAUCUUGAAAACAGCUUCACAUCCACGAUUGCAUCGCUUGCACCAUCCCAGCAGUCUGGGGAGAAGUUGAUGCCUGGGUCUAUCUACGUUUUGGUUGCCGCUAUGAGUGGCUCGAUAAUAUCUCGGAACAGAAACAUUGUACUAAGAGCUGCAGUGCCAUUCGCAGUCGGAAUUGGAGCAGGAUGGGCCGUCCUUCCCGUAACGAUGCGAAACAUUGCCAACCUAGCGUGGGAAUACGAGAAAAAAUUUCCAGUGAUUGCGGACUCACACAUUAGAACGAGGGAAAGUGUAGAGAACGUAUGGAGAAUGGCAAGAGUGCAUUCGAAGCAGGCCGUUGCAAUAGUGGAUGGGAAGGUCACUGAAGGCAGAGAGAAGGUUGAGGACUGGGUCAAGAAAGGAAAAUAGAGGAGUUGACAUUGUACGAUUGUUUCGGAUUUGAAGAAAGCGAAAACUAGGGUGACCUUGUACAAAUCCAUAAUAGGAGUUCGUUCUAUGCUACAGCUCAAAUUUUGCUCAGGUCUCCUCCAGUCACCUUUGCUGAAGGUUUAAAUAAACCCGAUUUGUGCAAGAUAGCAUGACCCACGAUGAUCCGCGAGCAGCUCGAGUCUCAACGGAGUUCGAUAUAUCCUAGUUCUGCUUCUGCUUUAUUGUUUUCAGUCAUCCGUCGAAACUGUUCUCUCCUCAAACAUCAAUCUAUACUUCUACCUGCUUCCGGCCAUUGAAUUUCCCCCUUCUUCUUUAUCCUAAUGCAUGUCGAAGAUUUUGUAGAGAAUGGUAGGGCCUCGAGGUGAGCUUGUUUUCAUAACUCGGUACGGAAACCGGCUGGUUCAAUUAGUAAGAUAUUUUAUCGCUUCGAAAUAGGGAGAUGGUAUGAUACAAGAAUGCCGUACCCACGGGGUCAGGAUUAGUAACUUAUGAGCCAUAU